CUACGCGGGCGCGUGCACGAGCCCUCCUCCCGCGAACGCGCUGUGCUGCCCCAGGCCCCGCAGCCGAGCGCCGAGCGGCCGAUCCGUCACUCACCCCCGCAGCCCGCGCUCGCGUCGCUCGUGGCUCCACCCGCCAUUGUUAACCCAUAACUCGCUAUGGAGCAUGCCUUUACCCCGCUGGAGCCCCUGCUACCCACGGGAAAUUUGAAAUACUGCCUUGUGGUUCUUAAUCAGCCUUUGGACACACGCUUUCGUCAUCUUUGGAAAAAAGCGCUCUUCAGAGCCUGUGCUGAUGGAGGUGCCAACCGCUUAUAUGACCUCACCGAAGGGGAGAGAGAAAGCUUUUUGCCUGAAUUCAUCAGUGGGGACUUUGAUUCUAUUAGGCCUGAAGUCAGAGAGUACUACACCGAGAAGGGCUGUGAUCUUAUUUCAACUCCUGACCAAGACCACACUGAUUUCACCAAGUGUCUUAAAGUGCUCCAAAGGAAGAUGGAAGAAAAAGAGCUGCAGGUUGACAUGAUCGUGACCCUGGGAGGACUUGGUGGGCGUUUUGACCAGAUCAUGGCAUCUGUGAAUACCCUUUUCCAAGCCACUCACAUCACUCCUUUGCCAAUUAUAAUAAUCCAAGAGGAAUCUCUCAUCUACCUCCUCCAACCAGGCAGGCACAGGCUCCGUGUAGACACUGGAAUGGAAGGCAGCUGGUGUGGCCUUGUUCCUGUUGGACAGCAUUGCCAGGUGACGACAACAGGCCUGAAAUGGAACCUCAAAGCAAUCUGUUGACACGUCUGACAGAGGGUCAAGGGCUCUAAUCUAAAGAUGGAUACUCCUGCUGAUGCACAUGAAAUCUGAAUAUUCCUCUUUCUUUGUGCACCAAGGUGUCGUUUUUGUUCUGAGAUAUCUGGAUUGUAAAAACUAAGAUUACUAUUAAAGAAGGCAGGAGGCAAUUUAAGAAGUGCCCUAUCUCCCUGUGGCAAAAGCUUUGCAGCUAAGCAAAAAAUGUAUGUUGAUAAAUUGCAGCUGUCAGAGUGUCCACUGCGCUUCCUGGGAUAUGUCACUAACUUUGCAUUUCUCACUUAUGUGUGCUCAUGUGUGAACUUCUAUUUGAAAAAGAAAGCACCAAGUAUUUGGAGAUGUUCCCUAAAUUGCCACAGCUUAGCCUAGGUAAUAAAUAGUAAACAAAAUCAAGGGCCAUAAUAAGAUCUUAAUUACUGUUACUUAUACUUAACUUUUCCCCCAAAGCCUGUUUGCAUCUUUUGUUUUGUUUUGCUUUUUUAGGCAGGUUCUCACCAUGUACCUCAGGCUGUCCUUAAUCUUAGUAUCUUCCUGCCUCAAUCUCCUGAAUGUUGUUAUUACACCUAUGUGCAAGUAUACCAGAUCAUCUAUAUCAAUCUUAGUCGGGACAGAAUGUUAGAGAAAUACACCAUUAUUUGAAUGAACUAAAUUUCAAAAAAUAAAAGUAACAAAAAUGAAAAAGGAGGGUUCAAAGCAUAAGAAAGCACUUUCCUGCAAAAGUGCAGGAAAGUGGUGUGAAAACAUGGUCUUCGCACUCAGAACUCCGACAUACAGACACUACAGUGAAAGAGACACACAGUCACAAAGACUGAUUCAUACACUGGACAGUAUCAUGGCUAGUAUUACAAAAAAUGAUGGGAAAAACUAUCUUCACAGCCUCCCAGCGUCGAUUCGAACCCCUAGCUUCUUGCUGUAUCUAUCUGCUGUUGCAACAAAGAAUUUUGCUUUAAAAUUCAAUGAUUUACCCAAAGAUGAAAGCAUUGUAGUAGAUACGCAAAAGGUAAAAUGACAAAGGAAUUGAAGCAUACUGCUUCAGGAAUACAGCAUUUCAUGAAGAAAGUUGUAAAACUGUAAGAAACGAUUAGAGGAUUGUAAAAACAAUCAGUAAAAAAUAAAAUAUCUCUAGUAAGUCUUACCUGUCAAUAGUUACUUGAAAUAAAGGCAGAGUGGCUGAAUGGAUUCAAAACAAAAUGCAAUAUUUCUUAGUGCUAAAGACAUAUAGACUGGGAUAAGGUGAUGGCAAACAUUUUCAUACUUCCCACAAGUACAGCAGAGAGGAGAACAUCAAAACAGAAACAGUGGAUUUGAACAAAUAUUAGUCCAAAAGGACCUAAGAGACAUGUGGUAUGGACCAUUCCACCCAACAAUGUAGAACACAUGUUGCUCUGAAACACAUAAAGAACAUGCUAUAAAACACAUAAGACAAAAAAAAAAAGUCUUAUUAUUCCCACUCAUGGGAAUCUUAAUAUUGCAAGGACUCUAUCUCAAGAUCAGUAGAAGGAAGGAAGUAAUGCUGGUGCUGCUGUUUGAGGAAUUAUGGAACUUUUAGUAUGGGACCUUUGCUGGUGGAGGUACAUCACUAAGGGUUGACUUUGAGAGUCAAUAGCCCCAUCCCACUUCCAGUUCUUGCUCUCUGCUGCCUGUGUGAUCCAGAUGUGGUGGCUCAACCUUCUGCUCUCGUCAUCUCCUGUCAUGGACUCUCCUUCUGUAAUUGCAAGCCAAAAUAAACACUUCCUGUAAGUUGCUUUUGCUCAUGGUAUUUUAUCAUACCCACAGAAUAGUAAAUAAUACUAUGUAGAAUUAGCAGAGUUGAGGUCAUAGGAGAAUGUGCAAUGGUGAUCAGCUCUGCUGGGGAAGA
Molecule: messenger RNA, 2650 nt
Organism: Peromyscus maniculatus bairdii (prairie deer mouse)
Lineage: Eukaryota; Metazoa; Chordata; Mammalia; Rodentia; Cricetidae
Gene: Tpk1
Product: thiamin pyrophosphokinase 1
Biological process (GO): thiamine metabolic process; thiamine diphosphate biosynthetic process
Molecular function (GO): ATP binding; thiamine binding; thiamine diphosphokinase activity
Source: RefSeq, a predicted model, not a curated record